AUCCGACAUACAUCCGGAUAAAAAAUUCGGAGAACUACUGCAAGAAAAUCCUUGCCCGUGGUGAUCAUGGACGAAGGCGGCAGCGGCUGGAGCGACGCACUCCAGGCGGGAUACGUGACGUUCUGCCAAGGCAUUCAAGACUCCCUCUCGCUCCACCGUAUCCUCCUGCUGUACAUCCAGUCGCCGAUCGUGCGCAAUCGAACCGUGAAAUGCGUCAUGGUUAACGGCAUCAUCUUCCUCGGCAGCAUUUUCUUCUUUGACCACAUCGUGAUCCCGAUCAUCCACUUGCUUGGACUCGCUCUCAAGCACCAGGAAGAAGCGAAAGGGGCGAACGACAGCAGAAGUUUUCGCGACACCAUCGACACCAUGGUGUUUGUCAUCUACCAGGGGCUGUGGAUGUACCCUAUCUACUGCGUGAGCUUCAUCUUGAAUGCGAUAUGGUACCAAGAGCUUGCGGAUGAAGCGUACCUUCAAACCCACGGGAAGGCCCGCCCCGCGCCCGUCAAGGACAUGCUCAUCGACGAAGUGUACCGCGCUAUCUUGGUCUUUUUCUUUGUCGUGCAAACGAUGCUCUCGUACUUUGUGCCACUGGUCGGGCCAUACCUGAGCUUUGUACACACGAGCUGGCUGUACGCGCUCUACUGCUUCGAAUACAAGUGGAGUCUACACGGAUGGAGCAUCGAGAAGCGCCUCGUGUACAUGGAGAAGCACUGGGCUUACUUUGUCGGGUUUGGGUGUCCGUUUACGCUGGCCACGUACUUUGCGCCGAAUUUCGUGAACAAGGGGAUCUUUGCCCUCCUCUUUCCAUUGUUUUUGCUCCUGGCUACCGUGUGCGGCCCGUCGACAGACGUUGAGCCGUCCAAGCUGCCCUUGUUCGGACCAUCGCGAUGGCUCACGCUGCAGUUUGUCCGGCGGCUGAGCAAUUUUACAGGAAUGAAGCACCGCUCGCAGCCACCUCGCAAGGCGAAUUCUCCCCACGUCCACAUGCGGCGUUGACCAGAUGCGUCGGAAUCUGCCACACGGUGAAAUCGGUCGUGUUACGAUAACAAUCCAUGCGAUGCGGGGCACCCCCUGGCACAUUGCGCUAGAACAUCACCAAGUGAACAACGAGGCUGGAGGAUAGCUGUUCGACAGGUUGUCGGGAAAACUGCGGAUGCAAGACGAAAUCAGUUUGCGUGACAUGUCCAUCUUUGCGAUGUUGGCGGUCCGCAGAGCUUCUCUCUCUUCUCUCGACGGCAUGACGAGAGGAUGCAUCGGCAACGAACCCCUCAACGUCCUGUCAAAUAUGCGAGGGAUCGACGCGGGAGGCACCUCCGUUGCAAUGUUGGGAUGUUUGCCAUGGACGGCGGUCGAAAUGUGCUUCUUGUUGGGCAUCUUGGACACGGGGGUCGUGUAGUUGGCGGCUGGCGCUGCAACUUUCCGGCACUUGGCGUUGAGUGCUGUGGCAGAUCGGCGAGAGAUCGAAGUUCCUCUGUCAGGAACGUUCGGUGGCGCUUCGUCCGCGGUGUCCGCGGGCCGCUUGAGAGGAAGAAGUCUGCAGCUUUGGCGAUCCCCGCCACUGGUCGUUUCCACUUUCACCGAAGAUAUCCCAGCAACAUCUUGCGACAUCACUUGGAUCAUCGGAGGGGAUACGGCUGCAUCUGCGCUGGAUGGUGCUUGUGCAUCAACCACACGAGGGGGAGAGGAGCGUGGGGUAAGUCGGGAAACAGAGUUCACGGCCACCUUCUUGUCGCUGGACACGGCGUACGCAGAGUCAAGGGCUCGAGGCAGAGGCACGAAGGCACGCCGGGACGGCGUCGCCGCUGACAUGGCAUAGGCGACCGCGAAAUUCAAAACAGCCUUUUCGUCUUUUGUGUGCAUAAGGCCUCGUUUCUUUUUGCGGGGUUUGUCUUCUUUCGUGGAAUUAGGAGCCUUGUUCUCGAUGGCAUCCGUGGUUACUGACGCGUCGCCGUGAAGAGGAUGCUCUCCAACAAGUGCAUGCUUGCGAGGGAGCGACAAAGGCGUUGAAGGGGAGAUAUCGGAGGCGUUCAUUGCAUCCGCGCCCAAUUCAGCUCCGUGUUUGAAGGGCACAGCCAUACGAGAGCGGGAUCGUUGAAAGCUGCUCCGGACGUUAUGGGCGGUGUACGUGGUCUCCACAUCGGAUAAGUUUGAUGGUGCGUGUGUAGGGCUCGACGGCGCUCCUCUUCGCGAGUGCAGUUGCGACUGUGAUGGACUCAUUGGGAUUCGUGUACGAGGGGGAGAUUGUAUCCUUUCAGCAGGUUGCAGCUCGAUUGGUGUAUGGACUGGAGUUUUCGCUUCAGAACCCUCCACAUGACUGAGGCCGAUUCUCUUUGAAGCAACCGUCCCAACUCGUGCCGCAUUCAUCUGCUCAAGAGAUAUAUUGGUGUCACCAGAUAUACGGCGCUUGGUGCGCGGCUUGGGAGGGACACAACGAUCUUUCGACAACACAGUUGAACGCUUGGGAGCCGUCUUUCCCGCCAGAGACCGGCAAUCUUUCGCACCAGUGACCUUCCCGUCCACCGCGCGACGACGGGGCUCGUAAGGUGGAACACUUGAGCUCUGUGACGAAGGUCGAUAGCGCAUCGGACCGCGUCGGUAUGCCAAUUGGUCUCUGUCCAUGCUGGAAUUGCAGCACGAAUGUCAAUCUUCGAA
Aphanomyces invadans is the source of this 2652-nucleotide messenger RNA. RefSeq lists its product as hypothetical. Bases 67 to 996 code for a protein of 309 amino acids. Gene Ontology annotation, cellular component: endoplasmic reticulum. The record is from RefSeq and is a predicted model, not a curated record. Lineage: Eukaryota; Oomycota; Saprolegniomycetes; Saprolegniales; Verrucalvaceae. Gene Ontology annotation, biological process: macroautophagy. The transcript has 7 exons.